Molecule: messenger RNA, 10478 nt
Organism: Mugil cephalus (flathead mullet)
Lineage: Eukaryota; Metazoa; Chordata; Actinopteri; Mugiliformes; Mugilidae
Gene: dchs2
Product: dachsous cadherin-related 2
Exons: 20
Coding region: 248-10066 (3272 amino acids)
Biological process (GO): homophilic cell-cell adhesion
Cellular component (GO): catenin complex; plasma membrane
Molecular function (GO): calcium ion binding; cadherin binding
Source: RefSeq, a predicted model, not a curated record
GCCGCGUAGCAGCCCAGGACGUUUGUUCUACAAGAUGCUUGGAUUUCUAGUCUCCAGAAACACGCAAACAGCUGCUGGAACACGGUGAUGGAGAAAAUCUGCAGGACUGCUUUCUUGUGCGCAAAAAUGCACCGCGCGUUUACCUGCUUCUAUCGGGAAAAGUUGCUAAUGGGUGAUUGAGGAGUUGGGAGUUUGAAACAGGAAUAUGUAGCCUAUCAUUUCUUGGCUAAACCAAAAGCUCAAAGCCAUGUGCAAGGGAGGAAUGGCUCGCAAGAAUGCCUCGACGUCGCUCCUCCAGACGCUCGUCCUGUCGCUGCUUUGCGCGCACUCACUCGGGCAGGUCUUCAACCUGACGCUGUCCGUCAAGGAGGGCCUGCCAGCCAAAACCAUCGUUGGAGAUCUGGGAGCGGGGUUAAGCAGACCGAGCACCGGGUUCUUCAUCUCUGAGAGCAGGGACUCCUACGUGUUCCGAGACUUGGAAAUAGACGCAGACACCGGGAUCAUCUCCACGGCUGUGAUCCUGGACAGAGAGAGCAGAGAUAAGUAUGAAUUUGUGGCAGCCACCCUCACGGGGGAGAUGAUCAAGGUGAAAAUAGAGGUGGAGGAUGUGAACGACCAUUCGCCCGAGUUUCCCUCUGAGGUGGCUGACGUGGAAAUAUCAGAGUUAAGCCCACCAGGGAGUCGCUUUCAGCUUGAAGGCGCCGAAGACAAGGAUGAGGGGGAGCUCGGUACCCAGGGGUACAGGAUCACAGAGAAGGAGAUGAGCGAGUUAUUCCACCUGGAGCACCGCAGUGGAUCUGAGAACCACCUCAGCCUGGAUCUGAUCCUCAAUAACAAACUAGACAGAGAAACACAGGACUUCUACUCGCUGACAAUUGAAGCCUUCGACGGUGGGAUCCCAGCCAGGACAGGGACUCUACGGGUGAACGUCCACGUUCUGGAUGAGAACGACAAUCCUCCUGUCUUCAACCAGACUGAAUAUCACGCCUAUGUGCGUGAGGAUGCCCCCACGACGUCCGUUGUGUGUCAGGUGCACGCCAUUGACCUUGACCUGGGCGACAACGGUAGGAUCACGUAUGAGAUCAACAGGCGGCAAAGUGACCCCAGCGAAGUGUUCUCCAUCAACGAAACCACAGGUGUGGUUUAUCUCAACAAGCCGCUCGACUUCGAGACUCAGGCCUUUCAUGAGUUGAUCAUCAGCGCGAGAGACAACGGGGCACAGCCGGAGUACAGCAGCACUUUCGUGAGUGUGAAGGUGCUUAAUAUCAAUGAUAACAGUCCCUCCAUCAGCGUGCUGUUUCUCAGUGAGACAGGGGACGCGGUGGUGUCGGAGGCAGCAGCCAUUGGCGACUAUGUUGCCCGGAUUUCAGUGUCAGAUCCUGACUUUGAGGAGGAGAGAGUCAAUGUGGAGCUUGAGGGGGGCGAUGGGAAGUUUGUCCUGAAGCAGACCGAUGAUUUUCUGUAUGCUUUGUGUGUCCACUCUGAGCUGGACAGAGAAGAGACGGAUCUGUAUGAGCUGAAGGUGAAAGCCUCAGACUCUGGGAGCCCUCCUCUGAGCAGUGAGGUGGUCUUCCUCCUGAAGGUGUCAGACACAAAUGACUGCCACCCCGUGUUUGAGAGGGAUGUGUACACCAUACGCAUUGCAGAGGAUGCCCCACAGGGGAGCUCCCUCAUCCAGUUUCAGGCCCAAGACGCGGACGAAGGCGUCAACUCGGAUGUCACGUACUCCAUCCUGAGGUCCAACCAGGACAGCCUGAUCAGCGUUGACCCACAGUCGGGCCUCGUCACCACGGCCGCGUCACUCGACAGGGAGACGCAGAUGGAGGUGUGGUUCCUGGUGGCGGCAGUGGACGGGGGAGAACCGGCUUUGUCAUCCACGGCUACAGUCACUGUGCUGGUGGAGGACAUCAACGACAACGAGCCAGUGUUCCUGCACCAGCUGUACAACGUGUCCAUACCAGAGCACAGUGACCCUGGGAGCUGCUUUCUACAAGUUGUCGCCACAGACGCAGACGGCCCUGACUUCGGCACGCUGCUCUACUCGCUCUCCGAUGGCUUUGACAGACAAGACCAACACCCCCUCUUCCAGAUCCACCCACACACCGGAGAGCUGUGUGUCUCAGAGGACAUCGAUCGGGACACGGGACAGACGGUCCACGACAUUCUGAUCAAAGCUGAAGAUCCGGGAGGCCUGAGCACUCAAACCUACGUGCACAUUGAAAUAGAAGACCUGAAUGACAACGCUCCGGUGUUCAACCCUGAAGAGUACACCGUGAGCAUCAGCAGCCAUGCGCAGCCCGGCACAGAAAUCGUCAGCGUUAUCGCCACCGACCGAGACUCUGGCAGGUUCGGACAGGUCACCUACGAUAUCCUUCCUGGAGACAUGUCCAGCUUAUUUGCACUGGAUAAGCAAACAGGGAUGCUCUUCCUGACCUCCACUCUGACCCACCUGGGCGAGGCCGUCGUGAAGCUCUCUGUAAUGGCUCGUGAUGGGGACGGCUUGACCUCCGUCAGGCCUGCACAGGUCACCAUCAACGUUCUGCGCAGCGCUCAGGCUCCAGCUGUGUUCCAGAGGUCACGCUACACUUUCACGGUGCCUGAAGACGCCCCACUGGAGACGUCCGUGGGGACGGUGGAGGCCAUCGAUCCCACUGCCGCCGUGGAAUCUGUAUCUUACCGUAUCUCUUCUGGAGACCCUCAGGGUUUGUUCUCCGUUCACCCCAAGUCCGGUCUCAUCAGCAACGUCAAACCUCUGGACCACGAGUCUCAGCCGUACGCCCUGCUGGUCCUCCAGUCCUACACCGACGCCUCCCCCGUCUACAGCACCACCCAGGUCAACAUCACUAUAGCUGACGUCAAUGACAACGCCCCCGUCUUCCCAAAACGCAGCGAUACCGUCACGGUGUCACAGAACACUGUGCCGGGCACGGUGCUGUUCAUCGCCCACGCUCACGACUAUGACAGCGGUGCCAAUGGGAGGUUGCAGUAUUACCUGGAAAGCAGCACCAAUGGCACGUUUGUUGUUGACCUCAACCUCGGGACGGUUACAUUAAAUCAGAGCUUACAGACUGAUCACCAGCACAGGUACAGCCUGGAAAUCGUGGCUAAAGACGAAGGGGAGCCUUCCUUGAGCUCCACCUUGACACUCACAGUGAAUGUGGACCGAACAGCUGCAGAGGACGGCCUGGCCUUCGAGACGUUGGUCUACCAGGUGGAGAUUGGUGAGGGCUACCGGAAAGACUCCCGGGUCAUCCAGGUCAGGGCGCACCGGACACGUAGCGCUCACAUGUCCAACUCGGGCCUCACCUACUCUUUAGAGGCGGAAGCUGGGUUUUCUCCUGCUCCGUUUCGAGUUCACCCCAAGACCGGAUGGUUGUAUCUGUCCCACAACCUCGACUACGAGACUGAGUCCAAUUAUCGCUUUCGGGUGUUGGCCACUGCCAGCGAGGCCUCACUGGCGAACGCCACAGCCACAGCCACCGUGAUAGUUCUGGUGCUGGACAUUAAUGACAACGCCCCGGUGUUCAGCAGCGAAGUCUACUACUUCAGUGUGUCUGAGGGCUCGUCGCCACAAGGCCUGGUGGGAACGGUCAAGGGCCUCGAUAAGGAUUCUGGGAAAAAUGGCCAGCUGUCCUACAUCCUGCUCUCAGAUGGCAAAUUCUUUCGCAUUAAUUCUAAAACUGGCGAAAUCAUCAACUGGGUGGCGUUAGACCGGGAGCAGCACAGCCAGCACAGUCUGAAGGUGAUGGUGACGGACCAGGGUCACCCUCGACUCAAUGCCACCGCCACCGUUCACAUCCUGAUCACCGACAUCAACGACAACGCUCCGCAGUUUACACACCUGCCGGCCACCAAAGAGCUGAACGUGCGGAUCUGGGCUGAUCUUCCAGCAGGAUCCCUGGUGACAAACGUGUUUGCCAAAGAUUUGGAUGCAGGAGAGAAUGGAACCGUUACCCAUUCACUGGUCACAGAAGAUGGGGAUCUCGGACACUUUGAGAUCGACGGUGACAGCGGAGACAUCAGAACAACGCAGCUUUUUACCCAAAACGCUGAACCGUACUACACUUUGAAAAUAAGGGCCAAAGACAGCGGGGCCGUACCACUAGAGGACACUGCAGUCAUUCACAUACAGAUUCAUGACCUGGAGGAUCUGUACGGACGCUCCAACCAACAAAUUCUCCGUCGUUUUUCAGUGAGGGAGGACACGGAGCCAGCGACAGUCAUCGGCUCUGCCAGCGUUUCGGACAAAGGCAGGUUUCACUAUUCCAUCACUGAGGGCGAUGGGAGCGUUCACUUCAGUAUUGACGGCUCUUCUGGGGACAUUUAUGUCAACCAGCCGCUGGACUACGAGGCGGCCAUGCAGUACUUUCUCCUGGUUCGUGCCGAGGAUGUGGGCGCCCCCUCUGGUGUCAACGUGUCUGUGCUGGUCAGUGUGAUAGUGGAGGAUGUCAACGACCACACGCCCUGGUUCCCGGACAAACUGGUGAUGUUUGGUCUGAGAGAGGACGCUGCUGUGGGCUCACAGGCGUUUGCUUUUCACGCCAGAGACGCUGACGGGACCUUUUCAAACAGUGCCCUCCGCUACACCCUGACCUUUGACCCCGAGGCCAGCGGGUCACUGUCACGCUUCCCCUUCCAGAUCAACCCUUACACAGGGAGCCUGACCGUGACGGCACCUUUAGACCGCGAGAGCACCCCCAGCUUUGCCUUCACUGUAAGUGCCACGGACCAGGCCAAGAGGAAGGAGGAGCGCAAACAGGCGUCGGUGACGGCUCAGCUCUUCCUGCUAGACGUGAACGACAACCGGCCGGUGUUUGUGUCAGCAGACUCGGCUCAGGUGACGGAGGACGCAGAGGUGGGGAGUCUGCUCCACCAUUUCGUGGCAAUAGACGGAGAUCAGGGUGAGAAUGGGGUCGUCUCCUUCUCCAUCGUGGCCGGAAACAAAAACGGGUUCUUCACACUGGAGGAGAAAACAGGUCUCUUGUUCCUGUCGGCCCCUUUGGACUACGAGACGCAGCGUCUCCACCGUCUGACCAUCCGUGCGGUGGACAAAGGUCUCCCCGCGCUGACCUCCACCCAGACUCUGACCGUGGAGGUUGGGGAUGUGAACGACCAGACGCCUUUGUUCAGUCAGACCGUCUACAACGCCAGCGUGGCGGAGAACAGAGACCCAGGAGAACCCGUGAUCAGGGUCUCUGCCACCGAUCAGGAUUCAGAGGAGAAUGCCGUGGUGUGGUACAGUCUGCUGCCAGGUACCGGCUACGAGCUCUUCAGCAUCAACCCAUACACCGGACUGAUCACCACCACGUCUUACCUGGACAGAGAACAGCAGCAGCAUUAUACUCUCAGAGUCCAGGCCCGUGACAGCGGCGCUCGGCCUCUUUCCAGCACAGCGACAGUGCUGUGCUCUGUGCUCGAUGACAACGACAACCCUCCAGAGUUCAUGCAGUCAUCGUUCCGAAUCAGCCUGCCAGAAAACCUUCCUCCUGGGGUCGUCCACACCGCUCAGGCCUCCGACCCGGACCACGGAGAAAAUGGCACCAUAUUCUACUCUAUACUAGGUGAGGACUACCGAGGUCGGUUCACCAUCAACAGUCACACAGGUGUUGUCAGCACCACGCAGGUUCUUGACCGGGAGGAAACUCAGAAUUACACCCUCACCAUACAGGCCCGGGACAAUGGUUCCACUCCACUCAGCUCCUCCACACAGCUCCAACUGGUGCUGUUGGACCAGAAUGAUAACAUCCCCUCCUUCAGCCGCAAGACCUAUCAGGCCUCCGUCAGCGAAGGUCUACCUGCUGGAGCUGAGGUUCUUCAGGUUGCUGCCUUUGAUCCUGACGAGGGGUCCAAUGGGGAUGUGACGUACUCGCUGACAGAGGACAGCAGCCAGGGUGCCUUUUCAAUGGACGCCUUCACGGGAGUGAUCCGCACCACCAGGACUCUGGACAGAGAGACCAGGGCUCAGUACACCCUCAGAGCUGUGGCUACUGACGGCUGCACUCAGGGCCCACUGAGCUCUAUGGCAUCAGUAACAAUACAGGUGGAGGAUGUGAACGACAACAUGCCGGUCUGCGACCAGAAUCCCUUAAACGCCUGGGUUUCCAUGAGGACUCCGCCAAACCAGAUCGUUACCACGGUCAUGGCAACAGAUGCCGACCAGGGUGAGAACGGAACGGUUCAGUUCGCGUUAUACGAUGAGGAAAAUCUGUUCGACAUCAACACUGAAUCCGGAGACAUUGCUCUGAGAAGACGAGUGAGAGCGGGCUUCUCUGGGAGGAAGUUGCAGGUCGCGGUUUCAGACCGAGGGCAUCCCGUUCUGACCUCCACCUGCCUCGUUUUCAUCCAUCUGAAGGGAGAACAUGAAGGUCUUCAGUUCACAAAUAAAGUGUACAAUGCCACCAUCAAGGAGAACAGCAGAGCUGGCACUUGGAUUGCGAAGGUGGAGGCCAGCGACCAAACUAACAGCAGGCAGAGAAUCACAUACACCAUAUUUAGUGGUGACGAAAACCACAUUUUCUCCGUUAACCGACACACAGGCGAGAUCCGAGUGCAGAAGGACAACUCUCUGGACUUUGAAGUGAGCCCCCAGAUCCAGCUGGUGGUGCUGGCUGACAACGGGCUUCAAACGGCUCACUGCAGGGUCUCCAUCACCCUGCUGGACGUCAAUGACAACCCACCGUUGUUUGAACACAGCAGCUACAGAACAGCCGUCUGGGAGGGUCAAGUACACAACACCUACAUUAUGCAGGUGUUUGCGUCCGACGCCGACAGCGGUAUGAAUGGGCAAGUUGAAUUCUCCAUCCUGUCCGGUAACUAUAAUGAAGCAUUCAUUUUGGACUCUGUGAGAGGAAUCCUCGCCACGAAUGUUUUGUUGGACCGUGAGAUUACUCCCUCGUACAAGCUGGUUCUGCAGGCGGUAGACAAAGGAAAACCUCCUCUCAGCAGCACCGCCACCGUUAGAGUCCAGGUGGUGGAUGUCAAUGACAACAGCCCCGCAAUCCCACCCAUGGACCCCGCGGUUAUAGCUGAGAAUCUGCCAGCAGGUUACGUGGUCACACAGGUGACCGCUAACGACGUCGACCUGAGCCCAACAAUCACCUACAGCUUUUCAAACAACAGCAGCACCAGCGUUCCUUUUGCUAUUGACCGAUACACCGGCGUCAUCACACUGACUCAAGCCCUGGACUACGAGGAGGAGACGGAGUACGCUCUGACAGUCUGGGCGUCUGACUCCCUCCACCAGACAUCUGGAGAGGUUAAAGUUCAAGUGCUUGAUGUCAAUGACAACGCCCCAGUCUUCACCCAGGUCUCCUACCAGGUUGAGUUGUCAGAGCUGGUCUCAGCAGACACCUCAGUUCUGUCAGUGUUUGCUACCGACAGAGAUUCUGGACUCAGUGGAAAGAUCAGCUACAGGCUGCUUUCAUCUCCUCUACAGGGCUUCUACAUACUGCCAGACAAUGGGUCUAUUUUCACCAACAAGCCAUUAAAGGCCAUCACAAACGGUAACCUAAUCCAUCUUCUGGUCGAGGCGAGAGAUGGAGGCGAUCCCGUGCGCUCUGCCGUCACAUCUAUUGACGUGCUGAUUCAGGACACCAACGACCACCAGCCUUUGUUUCACCAGGACGUCUACACGCUGUCUGUCCCCGAGGACAUGGUCACAGGCACUACCCUACUGACGCUCUCUGCAGAGGACAAAGACUGGAGCCCCGAAAAUACCCAUUUGGACUACACCAUCAUCAGGGGAAAUGAGGAGAAAAGAUUCUGUCUGGAAGUAAAAAUGAUACAAGCUGAGAGCCAGAUGAAAAAUGUUGGAAAACUUGUUCUGUGUAACCCUUUAGACCGUGAGACCACUGACAGCUAUGUGCUGACAGUGAGUGUGUCCGAUCGAGGAACGCCUCCGCUGAACAGCUCUGCUGAUAUCAUGGUGACCGUGACAGACUGCAAUGAUAAUGUCCCUGUUUUUACCAGCACCGAGUACCACGCACAGGUGAGCGAAAGUGGCCCGAUAGGUACUAAGCUGGUCCAGGUCAGGGCUCAGGAUCCUGACCUGGGAACCAAUGGUUUGCUCCGGUAUCACAUUGUAUCUGGGAACAGCAAAGGUCAUCUCAAGCUAGACGAUCGGUCUGGUCUUCUGGUGGUCAACCACUCGCUCGACUAUGAGGAAGAUUCAAAAUACACUCUCACCAUCAGAGCUUCCGAUGGGGGAGGAUCCUCUGAAAACCACAAUGUGGCUUUCACAGUUGUGUUCAUCACAGUGUUGGAUGAGAAUGACAACACUCCAUACUUCAUGUUCCCUACAGUAAACUGUUCUGUGUUGGAGAACCUCCCAGCAUUUACCCAGGUGUGCUCUGUCCAUGCCGUUGACAAUGACUUAGGUCCCUAUGGCCAGCUCACUUACUCCAUUCUGUCCUCGUGCUUCAUGGACUAUGGCAGCGGCAGCCCGGAAAGGAAGGAGGCCUUCGCAAUUGACCCCCUUACAGGGGACAUUCACACUAGACAAACCUUUGAUUACGAGCGAGAGAGCGAGUAUUGUUUUGUAGUGGAGGCCAGGGACAAAGGCGACAAAGCAGCUACAGUGAGAGUGCAGGUGGCCAUCAAGGGCGUGGAUGAGUUCAGUCCCGUCUUCACCCAAAAGCAGUACCACUUCCACCUGCCAGAAAACGUCAAGCCUGGAGAGACGUUUGGUUACGUGAUGGCGAUGGACCAUGAUGGGGGGAUGGAUGGGUUGGUGGAGUACUCGCUUGUGAGUUCACCCCCUUUUUUCUCAAUUAACAAAACAAUUGGCGCUAUCUUUGUGUCAGGUCCUGUAUAUCACACAAGAGGCAGCUACACCAGUGAGGACAUGGUGGAACUGGUCGUGUCUGCAUCUAGUCCCAGACUGGGAUCCAAGACUACAACCUGCCGGGUUUUUGUCAACAUCUCAAGCUCAGCAGAAGCACUUACCGGGGUUCCUCUUGAUGCGCACAUGCUUAGUCUGAGUGUCUCGCUAAUCAUGUUCCUCUUUGUCCUAAUCAUUUUUGUGGGUUUAGUUCUUAGGUAUAAGAUCAAGGAAGCUGCCACCAGAAAGGUCGCUAACAUCGCAGCACACUUCAACCAUGGUGCUGGCUCGUUCAGUAGAUCCAAUAGUCAAACGCAAAGCGUAUUAUCUCUACAUGAGAUAACGCGACCGAGUGUUCAGUUGACCAAGAACGACAUCUCGAACCCAUACACUCAGUCAGACUCGAGUGGCCGUGGAUCAGCAGAGGGCGAGACGGCUGAGGACCAGGAGAUCAAGUGGAUUAAUGAGUUCCCCUGUCGUAAAAGAGACGGAUCCAGCAAACAAACAACGGAGAUCCCAGAGUCUACUUUACCUGGAGAUAAUAUCUCCUGCCACUCUAUUGAUGUAGGGCCGGAGCACAUUUUAUCAAUCAACAAAUGUUUAGCGUCAGCGAUGGCCAGCACAGAAAGUAUCCAUCACUUCAAAGAGGAGGGAGGAGGUGAGGGGCUACUCUCUGCAAUACUUAAGGCGAGGGAUUUGGAGGAGAGCAUGGGAACAAAAGGCUAUGCCCCCCUCUCUGAAGCCCAAGCCUCCGCAGACUCUCUCUCUUCGCUGCUGUGCCUCGAGGAGCAGCUGCAGGGCAGCUACUGCUGGGACCACCUUUUAGAUUGGGAGCCACGCUUUCAGACUUUGGCCUCUGUAUUCACAGAUAUCGGGAUGCUCCCUGAUGAAGAACUUCAGGGCGGCCGCGAGGACUUAGCAGUAGAGUCAAACUGUCUCAUGUACCCGCCGCCUCUUUUAACGGGAGUAGCCCAGUCUGGCAUUAGGACUGUUCCUCCACGAAAACCCGGACGAGUGCCAAGCCUGAGCAGGAGAUCCUCUCACCGUAAAUAUGCAUAUUCCCCCUUAGCCAGGAACACAGGACUGACCCCAUCAGCUAUGACUCCCAGUUUCUCCCCAUCACUGUCUUCCCUCACCAUUAGGACACCCAGUGCCUCACCAGUUGUCUCAGAUACUGGGGUGGGGGGCAUCAGGCUUGACUCUGGGCCCCUUACUGCAAGCCUUUUGGAAGGAGAAAUACAGGUGUAGACCUGAACUUUGUCCGAGUUCACUGGUAUUAUCCAAAAAAAAUACUAAAGAAAGGCAACUGGACUUGUAGAGUUGCCUCUGCAUUGAUGGAUGUACUGUACCAUGACCUGGAAGACUGAGAACCUUCAUUUAUUCGUACACUCACCAUCUGAAGCAAUUUAAGGGUCACAGCAGAGUUUGGUUUUGACUUUGGUUUAUUUUACGUUCUACUAAAUUCCCGGACUUAUUUCCAUUAUUAUUCCACUGUUCAUUAAUCUGACUUUAGACUCAUGCGUUUCAUGAGUCUGGACUCAAUGGGGUGUUACCAAACAGAUUAUUCCAAUUAAGGUAAUAGUAGGUAGUAGUGAUUUAAUUGCACAGAUUUAGUUUGAUUUCAUAACUCGCUUGUGUAAUAAAACUAAUAUCUGGAAAA